This is a messenger RNA of Clupea harengus (Atlantic herring), 2463 nucleotides long. It is a transcript of the gene foxk1, whose product is annotated as forkhead box protein K1-like. The transcript has 2 exons. Gene Ontology annotation, biological process: regulation of transcription by RNA polymerase II. The coding region runs from base 904 to 1530 and encodes 208 amino acids. Gene Ontology annotation, molecular function: DNA-binding transcription factor activity, RNA polymerase II-specific; protein binding; RNA polymerase II cis-regulatory region sequence-specific DNA binding. The record is from RefSeq and is a predicted model, not a curated record. NCBI's taxonomy places the organism in Eukaryota, Metazoa, Chordata, Actinopteri, Clupeiformes, Clupeidae.
AGUAACAAUUUGGACCCUCUCCUUGAACUUACAAUGGUUUGUCACUAAACGACGUAGUCUACUUGGAAUUCUUUCUGAUUAUUUUUCUGAUAAUUCUGUCCUCAUUAAUUGUAUUAUUAUUAUUUUAUUAAAUUAAAUGUCGCCAUAAUAAGCAUUUUGUCAUCUUGAUAGGAAGGAUUAUAGUACGGAUUUUCAUGGAGCCUAUUUAUUGGUGAAUACAGACAUCUAGCGUACAGAUUGUACACUUUCGCGUCUGAAAAAAUAGUGGAGCCUAGUCCGGAGCCAGUCCACGUUUUCAGACUUACUUGUACUUGAAGUGUUUAUAAACAUGGGGACAGCCACUGGUCAGCAGGCCCGGACGUCAUCACCUUCGAUUCUUUAAACAUACUUGAGCAUUGACAAUGCCGAGAUUAUUGAACUAAAAAUAUUCCUCGGCACAUCGAAUUCGUGAAUAUAAGCUAAAUCAACGAUCUUAAAACACUUUUACUAACACAGAAACACUCCAGAAGUGCCACAUGUAACGCACGUGUCGUCCGGUUCCAGGAACUGCAACUAUAUUAACUAAUUGUUGCCCAGUGUUCUUAACGGUGAAACAAGUUAGAUUCAUGAUUUUUCAUAUGAUCAGAUAUUAUUACUAUUGAUAAAUAAAGGGUAUGUGAGUGUGUCCUCUGCCAGAGAAUGUCACUGGCGUACUAAUGUCCCUAAUCUACAGUGUAAGAACCCAAAUACACCAAAGCACCCGAAGCGUAGGCUACUCAGUCUAACAGCGAGCCUGGACCUGCAAAUCCAUUACGUGAAUUACCACUCUCCCUGUUCAUGUUGUGACUACCAUCAACAGCAACCAAGUGAAGCCUUCCAGCCCUCAGCCAUUGCGUUGAAAUUCCCUUUGAAUUGCACGAGAAGAUGGCUGAUUUCGGAGAUGAUACAGGAGCACGGGCCUUGCUAGCGCUGAAGUCUGCACCAUGUAGCCCUGUCAGAGUGGCAAUUCCACCCAUGUUUACGCACUCGUCGAAUUCGGCUGGGAUCACAUCCAUGUCCCACUCACCUCCAGCACCGGCCCUUGCACGUCUGGAAGGCAGGGACUUCGAGUUUGUAAUGCGCCAGAGGACAGUGACGGUGGGCCGGAAUUCAUCGCAUGGUUCCGUAGAUGUCAACAUGGGUCAUUCUAGCUUCAUAUCCAGGCGGCAUUUGCAGAUCGCAUUUGAAGAGCCCAACUUUUAUCUACGUUGUCUGGGAAAGAAUGGCGUGUUUGUGGAUGGUGUGUUUCAGAGGAGAGGGGCUCCGCCGCUUCAAUUACCACACGAAUGCACGUUUCGGUUCCCAAGCACGGUUAUUAAGAUUCAGUUUACUACGAUCUACCACAAGGAGGCCCUGAAGGACGAUGCCCCUGUCUCCCCGGUGAGACCCCUCUAUCCCCAGAUCUCACCGCUGAAAAUCAACAUUCCUGACACCGACUUCAGAACCAUGAUGAGUCCACUGCCCUCACCCACAGGAACCCUCAGGUAUCUAAAAAGGCCUUUCCUCCUCUAGCUCAACUACCAGCGCGAACAUUGUGAGGUUUCUGGCCUGUAUCCUGAGGGAUUGCAGACACUGUUUACAUGUACUGUCCUCAGCAAGUCAGUUUGGGUUUGAAGUGGAGACUGCACUUGCGUGUGAGACAGCAUUGGUAAGAGGUAGAUGGACACCAGCUCUCUGAAAUCAUUGCAGGACUUGUGCGAUUGUGAGGGUGAAUAUUUUGUCACGGUCAACUAUUAGCGCCGAUCAUUUGAGCUUUGGGAAAUGCACUUCAGAUGCAAGUACAUUUUUAUCAUGAUUUUGUCAUUUAAAAACUGAAGGGAGUAGGUGGGGAAGGUUGGUCUUUCAGCUGGAGCAGGUGGCUGUUGGCAUGGCAGUUGUCAAAGAGUAUCUUGGCUAUUGAACUUGAUUUGGCAACAGUCCUCUUAUUUAUAGACUAAAUAAUUUCAUUCAUUUGAUCUUUCUUCAUUCAUUCAUUCAUUCAUUCAUUCAUUCAUUCAUUUGCUUUGCACAUCGAUCUGUUUGUCCCUGAUCUUAGAAUUCUUAUCCAACGCCAUCCAUCCGUGUCUAGUUCCGAGUUAUCAAGUGGAAGCCCGUCAGCACCGUGGCUAACCAAACAACCAUGGUUCGGUUAUUUCGGGGCCUCCUGAGCAGUUCCAUUACAUAAAGAGUUCUGCAAAGCCUUUCAGGGUCCCAUCAGAACAUUAUCCUGGCCCAAAUACAGUGUUUUACGUGGUACUGUCCAUGUACUGUCUGAAAACUCGAACAGAUUUAUUAUGGUGCAUUGAAAGUAGAAUCCCUGCUAACCUAAGGCUGAUUAUGCUGCCUAGAGGGUCUUGGAAGCUCCAUCUUCGUAUAAUGUUUCUGUCAUCAGAACUGUCUGAAAUGAAAACAUUAUUUUUUCCUCUUGCAAAGUUCACUCUAUUGUUUUCAGAGUCUAAAAAUCUU